Messenger RNA from Anarrhichthys ocellatus (wolf-eel), 1296 nucleotides. It is a transcript of the gene cd74b, whose product is annotated as CD74 molecule, major histocompatibility complex, class II invariant chain b. The record is from RefSeq and is a predicted model, not a curated record. The transcript has 8 exons. Gene Ontology annotation, biological process: antigen processing and presentation; immune response; intracellular protein transport. Gene Ontology annotation, molecular function: macrophage migration inhibitory factor binding; MHC class II protein binding. Gene Ontology annotation, cellular component: membrane. Bases 127 to 729 code for a protein of 200 amino acids. NCBI's taxonomy places the organism in Eukaryota, Metazoa, Chordata, Actinopteri, Perciformes, Anarhichadidae.
UUCCCCAGCUUGUUACUUUCAGUUCCUUGUUUCAUCUCAGCCUUUAAAAUUAAGAACUCGCUGAAUUCUGCCAUUGACAUUUGUGAAACAACUUGCAACUUGACCUGAAUUAAGGUUUGUGUGAAGAUGUCGGACCCCACCUCAAACCAGCCUCUGCUGGCAGCUACCAACCAGCAGGCAGCCAAUGCACAGGGUGGCCGCUCCUCUCGGGCCUAUAAGGUGGCGGGUCUAACCCUGUUGGCCUGUGUCCUGAUUGUGGGCCAGGCGAUGACCGUCUACUUCCUCUUCAGCCAGAAGAGCGACAUCAAAACUCUGCGGGAGCAGAACGAAAACCUGGGGUCAGAGAUGACGAAGUCACGAUCUGUCGCUGUGUCCAUGCGGAUGCCCAUGAACGCCUUGCCCAAACUAAUGGCUUUCUCUUUGGACGACGAUUCUUCGACCGAAGUCCCAGAUACAACUGUCCCUCAGCAGGCCACUCUCUGUCAGCUGGAGGCGGCUGGUGUGAAGCCUGUGCAGGUGCCGGGUUUCCGCCCGGUCUGUGACGAGCGCGGCCUCUACCGGGCCCAGCAGUGCUUUGUGCAGCACUGCUGGUGUGUGAACCCGGCCGACGGGCAGCAGAUCUCUGGAUCCCUGACCAAAGGACACGCCUCUUGCGGCGCAUCCGUCCGCGGCGCAUCCGUCCGCGGCGGCAGCAUAAGCAAACUGUUGACUCUGCCUGAUGCUGCGUGAUACUGAGCUGACGACAUCACCUCCAGACACGAGCAGUUCAACUCCAACUCAUUGUUUAUCCACUUCAUAUGUGUAGUACUUGAGAAGCACAUAGGCUUUUAUAUGCUGCUGAUACAUUUAUAAAUAAUUACAUUUAUCUGCUUGCCAUCGUCUUACAAGUUUGAUACUCAUCUGCAACCUAUACUGAAUUGACAGAGGUGACUUUUGCUAUUGAUUACAUUCCUCCAUCUGUCAGCUGUUUUUUUAAAUGUCUGGUUAAAGUUAAGGAUUUGUUGGUUACUGUUUUUUAGACUUAAAUAUUUAUUAAGAUAUUGUCCCAUGUCAGUUUGACUAAAACAGCCUUUCUUUAUAUUUGGAAGUUUGUAAAGAGCGGUGAAUAUUUUACUAAAUAUACUUUUAUAAUUCAGAUAAACAGCGUCGUGUCUCUAAUGUCUGGCUAAAUGAGGAGAAACAUAUUGAAACACAUUUGGGCACAAUCAGGAAACAGGGACAUUCCACUUCUGAGACAAUGGCAAACUGUAUUCUCCCCAUUUAUUUGAACAAUCCAAAUAAAAGUCUUAAUCACAA